AUGGCUCUGAGCUCUCGGGCACACGCCUUUUCUGUCGCUGCCUUGGUGGGGAGAUCCAGCAAAAGAAAACUACAAGAACCAAGAGAGGAAGCACAGCUUGAACUACAGGAGAAAGAGAGCGUAGAGGAAGAGGAGGAGAGAAGGAAAGGCACUCCAAGGAAGAGCAAACAGCCCGAAAAACGAACCAAGACAGAGCCCCCAACAAUUUUCUCUGGCUGUGGCAUUGUCCGUGGCAAUGACAACAGCAGUGAAAAUCUGGACAAGAAAGAGGUUAUUGAAGCAGAACUUCAAGGAUCCGAACUGUGGAAGAAAUUCCAUGACAUCGGGACUGAGAUGAUCAUUACCAAAGCCGGCAGGCGGAUGUUCCCCUCUGUUCGGGUCAAGGUGAAAGGGUUGAACCCAGGGAAACAGUACUAUGUAGCCAUUGAUGUGAUCCCAGUAGAUUCCAAACGUUACAGGUACGUGUAUCACAGUUCAUAGUGGGUGGUAGCAGGAAAUACAAACCACUCAUGCCUCACUCCCAGAUUCUAUGUCCACACAGACGGACCCUGCUUGGGAGAGACCUGGAUGCAGCAGAUCAUCAGCUUUGAUCAUGUGAAACUCACCAACAAUGAGAUGGAUGACAAAGGUCAUAUCAUUCUUCAGUCCAUGCAUAAGUACAAACCCUGUGUGCAUGUGAUAGAGCAAGACAGAAGGGUUGACCUCUCUCAGAUUCAGUCUUUGCCUACAGAAGGAGUUAAAACGUUCUCCUUUAAAGAAACUGAAUUCACCACAGUAACAGCUUACCAAAACCAGCAGAUUACCAAACUGAAAAUAGACAGAAAUCCUUUUGCUAAAGGAUUUAGAGAUCCUGGAAGAAGCAGGGGUAUGUUGAAUGGGCUUUUAGAAACCUACCAAUGGAUGCCUUCCCUCACUCUGGAUUUUAAAACCUUUGGUGCAGACACACAAAGUGGAAGCACUAGUUCAUUUCCAGUAACCUUUAAUGGAGGUGCUCCUUCUCCUUUGAUCUCCUUACUUUUUCAAACUUGCUCUCCACCUAUGUUUUACUUCCCUACCAGGGCCCUUGGAAUGCCCUGUCUGGAGACACACCUGGAUAAUAUCAGCUUGCCCCUUUGCUACAAGAUUUUUACAGCUAAUUUUUGGCAACAGCAACCUCUUGUUUUACCUGCUCCCAAAAGGCUAGCAAACAGCAAAAAUUCUCUGUCUUUAGUCCCACUCAUGAUGGAAGUGCCCACACUAUCUUUAUUGGAGGUAAUCAAUUCAAAAAGUGGUUCAUCCAAAGACUUCAAUGAACUAUGUCUACAAGCACCCAAUUCUGCCAAUCAGAUGUUAUAUGGAUUACAGACAACCGGAAAUAUUUUUCUGCCAAACUCUGUUGCCCAGGAAACACAUAGUUUUUCCUUCCAUCCUCCCCAUAGCUUUUAUAGAUACAACUACUCCAUGCCAUCUAGACUGGUAAGUUCUGCCAACCAUCUCAAAAAUGACAACAGUCAAGUUUCCUUUAGAGAAGAAAAAUGCAAUCAUAUUCAUCAAUAUCCAACAAUUAAACAUUGCCUUUAA
This is a messenger RNA of Otolemur garnettii (small-eared galago), 1560 nucleotides long. RefSeq names its product T-box 22 (gene TBX22). Lineage: Eukaryota; Metazoa; Chordata; Mammalia; Primates; Galagidae. The record is from RefSeq and is a predicted model, not a curated record. Gene Ontology annotation, molecular function: DNA-binding transcription factor activity, RNA polymerase II-specific; RNA polymerase II cis-regulatory region sequence-specific DNA binding. Gene Ontology annotation, cellular component: nucleus. Gene Ontology annotation, biological process: regulation of transcription by RNA polymerase II; positive regulation of DNA-templated transcription; cell fate specification.